CAGGCGCUGCGUUGCCAUCACGCCUGCGCCGUUUUAUGCGCACAAAAGCGAAUAUAAGCGUGGCAACCUACAGUUGACUCCGCGUAGGAAAGGAAAAACGCAAACCCUAGCGCAAGGAAACGCCGAUGAAUAAGCACAACGCGGGGAAGCGAACCCUAAGAAGUGACAACAUACAUGAAGGCAAAAUUACCAGGUGGCUACCCCCCAAUGCUGUGAGAAAGGCACAGCUAAUGACAACAUUGGGACCCCCCAAGUGAAUAUUUCCCCCCACUCCGCUUGGCAAUCCGCACACUGGUGAGGGGAAUUGUGCAGGGGGCAGCAUAAGUGGAAAAAAAAACUGCACAGGAUAGAGGGACGCAACAGGGGUAGCACCUCCUUUUUUUUCUUCUUCCCAUGCGCGCCGAAAAAUGUUUCAGAACAUACAAACCAUAAUUUUAGAUGUGAACGACGGGGAGAUGCGGGCAGGGUACUCCGGUGAGUGCUCGCCGAGGUACAAUUCUAACCUAAUUCUAGGGUUACCGGUAGGCCACGGUGCUACCCUAAAACAUACAAUUUUCCCUUUACUACCAGAAAUAAAAAGAGAUAAUGUGGAGCUGAUAUACGGCAUGAAAUACAUAUAUGACGAUAACAAUAGCAGCAAGUACGAAAUCAAUUUUGACGUAAUGGAAAAACUGUUGGAAGACAUAUCAGGGAGUAAAGCGUUGGAUGAUAACUUUCAAGACCAUCCCAUUUUGCUAACAGAGCCGAACAAAACAGAUAGGAAGUAUCGAGAGAAAUUCACAGAAAUGAUGUUCGAAACGUAUAAUGUAUAUCAGUUAUUCCUCUCCAGAAGAAGCGUUUUGUCCUGCUAUGGAUGCGCAAGGACAUCUGGCCUGGUCCUGGACGUUGAACGAAAUUGCACCAAUUUGUGUGGAAUACAAGAAGGGUAUAUCUUUCAAAAACAUAUAGAAGAGGUUCCCAUAGGAGGAGAUCUAAUCGAUCGAAUUUAUCUAGCUUAUCUAGAAAAUGUAAAAAAUAUUAAAAUAUAUCCCUACUUUACUAUUGAGAAAGGUCAAAGUGCUGAAAAAGAGACUGACGAAAUUCGAAUUUUAAAAUGCCCCUUGGUUACAAAACCGUAUUAUCUUUGGGGAUCCCUCCAUGUAGCUAGUCAUUUAAAAGAAAACUUAGGUAAUGAAUGCCACCCCCUGGGUGAUAAAAUGAAAAAAAAUGAAAACAAAAAUGAGAGUAACACCAGUUAUAAAUUACCAGACGGUAGUAUCAUAGAUCAAACUACAUGCGAAUCGUUAAAACUUAUCUUCCCAUACAUAUUUUUUAAAAAAAAAUACAACCAAAAUAGCGUAACUAAGUUAGCCGGAAUUACAACACUACAAAAUAUGGACUUUAACUCAUUUUAUGAUUCUCUAAAAACGCUAAAACUUCCUGUUCUAUACAAACACAAUUACAGAAUUAAUGCCAGCAGUUCAGUCCUAGAGAGAGUACCAGAUAACCCAGCUGAUAAAAACUCCAACAUAUGUAACUCAGAUCAAAUUGACACCUACUUUGAAAUAUUCGAUGGCCUACAAGAUUUUAUUAAAAAAGGAAUUUUAUCCUUUAUAUCUGCGAAUAUGACCUUAGAUGAAGUUCUUAACUUCUUGAUAGUGACUGGAGAGUCGACCAUGUUUCAUAACUUUAUUGGGAUUUUAAAAUCGUACCUACCCUUUAUAGACACAAUCAAAGAGAAGAGCACACAACUUAUCUACAGCAAAGGGGCCGAUCGGAAGUGCAACUGCUUUAUAGGUGCUUCCAUCUUGUCCUCCCUCGGCACCUUUCCGCAGUUCUGCAUGACCAAAAGUGAGUACGAGGAGUACGGCGUGAAAAAUAUUGUCGAUAAGAAGUGCGUCUGA
Molecule: messenger RNA, 1883 nt
Organism: Plasmodium vivax (malaria parasite P. vivax)
Lineage: Eukaryota; Apicomplexa; Aconoidasida; Haemosporida; Plasmodiidae
Product: actin, putative
Exons: 1
Coding region: 408-1883 (491 amino acids)
Biological process (GO): regulation of transcription by RNA polymerase II
Cellular component (GO): SWI/SNF complex; NuA4 histone acetyltransferase complex
Molecular function (GO): chromatin binding
Source: RefSeq, a predicted model, not a curated record